Molecule: messenger RNA, 1962 nt
Organism: Sodiomyces alkalinus F11
Lineage: Eukaryota; Fungi; Ascomycota; Sordariomycetes; Glomerellales; Plectosphaerellaceae
Product: alpha/beta-hydrolase
Exons: 1
Coding region: 476-1549 (357 amino acids)
Source: RefSeq, a predicted model, not a curated record
GUCCCGGCCGGCGCUUGACUGCCCGAUGGCUUUCCUCUUUCAUCUGCGGGGGUCUUGUUCCCUUUAUCCAUGUUUGUCUAUGGCUUUUUCCUUCUUCUUUUUUUUCCCUUUCUACUUUCCACUGUUCAGCAUUUUCUCUCUCUGUGAUACCCUCCCUUUCCCUUUCCCUUCGUCCUUGUUUCCUCCUUCCUAUCGAGUCGCCAGGGGUACCCGGGACUUUGCAUCCGUUUCCCAGUAUACUCCGUACAUUGGACCAAGACUUGGUCGUCGGUUUUCGCGCUUCGUCCCGUCCUGCUCCUAAGGUGACCAUCAUUCCGCGAGGCAGCCAGCGUAUCUCCUCCGCAAAGCUCGCACGCCCUCACAGAAAUCUGUCCAACUGUCCCCGGAGCCCCAGGGGAUUUUAGGCCUCCUUGGCCAGUACAGUCCAGCAGUCAUGACCCCCUCAACCGGAGAAUGCGAAGUAGUCCAGCACUCCAUGUUCGCAGACCCAGGCACCACCCCCCUGAUCCUAAUCCACGACGGCGGCGGCACCACCUUCCCCUACCAGUGCCUGGAACCCCUCCACCGCCCCGUCUACGGCAUAGCCAACCCGCACUUCCGCUCCGGCGCCCCCUGGCCCGGCGGCCUCCCGCAAAUGGCCGAGACCUACGCCGCCAUGGUCCGCCGCACCGUCCGCUCCCCGUCCUUCCCCCAAGUCACCGCCUCGUCCAGCAAAAAGUCCGUCGCCCGCUCCCCCUACGGGUCCCCCCUCUGCCCGGCGCGCGCCCGCAUCCUCCUCGGCGGCUGGAGCCUGGGCGGCAUGCUGGCGCUGCAGAUGGCGUGGAUCCUCCAAGACGACCCGGACGUCGAGGUCGUCGGGCUCAUCCUGGUCGACUCGGUCUGCCCGCUGCGCAACAGCCUUGAUCCGGCCCCGUCCAUCGACUCGGUGCAGCUUGCGGGCGGGAGGAAGGUGGGCGGUCUCUGGGACGAAGAGGAGAGGGAGCCCGUGCGCGUCAACGAGCGGCUCGCGCGCCGGGCUAUGAGAGCGGCGGUCGAGAUGGUGAGGAGGUGGGAACCCCCGCGUUGGGGGUGGAAGGUUGUCACGGCUGAGCCGGAGGUGCCGAGACGGUUGGAGAGUGACGAGGAUUGCGAGGACGACGACGACGACGACGACGACGACGACGACGACAACAAAAACAACAACAACAACGACAACGACAACGACAACGUGAAAAGUUCGAGACCAACGACAAAGGCGACGACGACGACGACAACGUCCUCGAAAACAUCCGUGCCUUCGGUUCCCCACGGACCCCCUCCGACGGUCUUCCUCAAAGCAAGAAACUACGUCCCCAUGAAACGCAAAGGGGAGAUCUGCUCCCUGGAUGUUCUGCGGGAGUGCGACGACCUGGGAUGGAGCCGCUACCACGUCGGGUUCCUGGGGAAGAUCAUCGAGAUGGACGGCCAUCAUUUUGACCUCUUUGCGUGGGCGAGGCUCGCGGGCACCACGGAGAAGAUUCGGGACGCUUGUGAUUCGCUCGACGGGAAGGGGACGGCACGUCGUCCGUAAGGGAGUCUUGGAAGGAGGAGACAGAGGUCCCAGUACCAGGAAGUAAUGGCAAAAGAAAAGGAGUAAUAAUGCCAGGGGGUAUCAUAUUUACGAACGGCUACCUAUACUCUAUACACAAACUCUCGUCCAACACAGCGCCAGUCAGUCUCAGUGUGCCGCCCGUGACCACUUUCCGCCCCUAUUCAACUUUGCCCACCAAAACACGAUUCCAAUGGACAGCAGCCUGCAUCCCUGGAACCCCAGCGCGGUGUGUAAGUAUACUUCAUGGACCCCCGAAGGUCAUCAAGGGCCUCGGACCAACUUCCCCAGCAGAGCAAACACCACGUUGUUACAUGGUUUUUUUAUGCUUCGUUGGAAACAGUAACCAGCAAGCAUGCCCCUUUCUUAUCGAACGUGACCGACGAACAUGGGGG